AACACAUUUCACAAAUGGACUCGCUCGGUGCCGCGUCCAAUCUGGACUUCACCAAGCUCUCCGAGCGCGACAAGCAAGAGCUGCAGCAAUUCGUCGUGCAAGAGAGCCAGAAGGCUGCGCUCCAAUCGAAUAUCCACAAAACGACAGAUAUGUGCUUCAAGAAGUGCGUUACUAGCAAGAUCUCUUCGGCCCAGCUGGAUCGGUAUGAGGCGCCGUGCAUGGAGCAGUGUGUGGAGAGGUUUAUGGAUGCAAACAAGGUGGUGUUCAAAGAGUUGGAUAGGAUGAGGGCGUUGCAGUGAGGGCGGACUAUGGAACUUUGGUUAUUGAUAGGGCAAACUGCCAUGAGACCGCAUGUUGGGUGGUUGCUGUUUGCCGAUGUAUGAUAUUUGAUACGGCAUGGUAGAGGUUCAUGAUCCUGAUGAGUACCUCAAUGGCUGUAGCUACUGAGGUAAUCGUCUUUCGUGGCAAAAAUGAAUAACACAUUGGCGGAAGUAUAUAAAGGUGAGCGGGUAUCUGAGUUGGCACGGGUAUCAUCUUUUGGAACGUAGAUCGCGCAGCGCGCUGAUCCUAUAUAUUGCCAUCAUAACUAUAUGCGGCGAGAAUCCUUAUCCCAGCCACCAUAAGAAAGUAC
Pseudovirgaria hyperparasitica is the source of this 631-nucleotide messenger RNA. RefSeq lists its product as uncharacterized. The transcript is spliced from 2 exons. The coding region runs from base 15 to 299 and encodes 94 amino acids. Lineage: Eukaryota; Fungi; Ascomycota; Dothideomycetes; Acrospermales; Acrospermaceae. The record is from RefSeq and is a predicted model, not a curated record.